AUGAAGGCAAAGCGCGUGCACCAAGGAUGUCGCAUCAUCAUUAUUUUGUGGUUCCUGCUAGCAUCUCUUGAGCAGAACAAUUUUGCGGAGGUGCGUCCGGAUUCACUCCAGCAGAACCUUGAAGCCCGGUUCAACGAGUAUGCUGAAGAGGGAGAUAUUGCAAACACAGAGCACUACUACACCAAGUUGCCCUACAAAAGAAGCCUGUUCAGGAGGCGAAUCAACACAUUGAUCAAGGCGUGUGCCAACGCAGGGAAUUUGACGCGUGCAGAGUACUGGCUUGGCUAUCUUCAAGAGAUGAACGUGCAGCAGAACCCUAAGGGCUUAGGCAAGAUGCUGGAGGCUGCAGGGAAGGCAGGCAAUUUGAUCAAGGCUGAGGAGUACUUUGUGAUGCUUAGUCAGCUUGUGCGCGAGCCUCCCACGGAGAUGUUUAAUUGCAUAAUCGAUGCGGCUGCAAAGAGUGCAAACAUCAACAAAGCCAUGGCAUGUAAAAAAAGGAUGCAGAUCGAAGGAGUUCAACCUGACCGAAUCACGUAUCAAGCUUUGAUCACAGCGUGCAGUAAUGCUGCAGACAGCGCUUUCGCAUUAGAACUGGUCGACGAGAUGCAUGUCACUCGAUUGGAGCCGGAUGAUGUGCUUUACAAGUCGGUGAUCAACGCCCUAGGCCGCAGUGGCCGGGCUCCAGAGGCGGAAAAGAUGUUGAGAGAUCUCUCCAUGAAAAGCCUACAACUCGACACAAUUGCGUACACCAGCGUGAUCGAUGCAUGGGCAUCAUCUGGGGUCAGUGAACAGUCCCUGAAGAUCUUUGAUGAGAUGCGACAGCAAGGUUUGCAGCCAAACCUCUUGACCUACAACGCUUUGAUCAAGGCAUUGGCAAAAAGGCCUGACAUGUCUGCAGCAGAGGAGGUUCUUGUGGAGAUGCGGACACAGGGAGUGCAGCCAAGUGUGAUUACUUACAGCACCUUAUUGGACGGUUACGCGAAGGCUGGUAAGGCAGAGGAGGCUGAGGAGUUGCUGCAGGCAAUGAAAUCACUUGUAGUGCAUCCAAAUGAAUUCAGCUACGGGGCCCUAAUUGAUUCCUGGGCUUCAAGAGGCAAUGUUGAGAAAGCUUACACCGCUUUGUCUGACAUGGCAAAGGCAAAUCUACAGCCAACGGUGAGGAGCUUCAAUCUGCUUUUGAAAGCUUGCGCCCAGAAAGGCGACCUCAGCAGAUCUACUGCCGUGUUAGAUGACAUGGUUGGCAUGAUGAUCAUCCCAGACAUUUACAGCUACAACUCAGCUUUGAAUGCAUGCGCCAAAGCAAGCAAUGCAAGCCAAGCUGAAGCAAUCCUCCAAAGCCUUCUGUCAAGUCGCGUCCAAGCUGAUGUGGUCAGCUUCAACUCUGUCAUCAAUGCCUACGCGAAGCAGGGAAAUGCUGAUGGCGCUUGCGAGAAGCUAGAGGAUAUGAUAGAAUGUGCUGUACAGCCUUCAACUAUUAGCUUCAAUUCAGCACUGGAUGCUUGUUCCAAAGCUGGACAAGCAAAGGAGGCGCAGCACAUCAUGGAGAAGAUGCAGGGGUUGCAGUUAGUACCGGAUGUUUUUUCAUUCACCUCCUUGAUCAAGGCUUAUGGCCAAUCUGAGCGGUUAUCAGAAGCGAGGUCAGUGCUGGAAGAGAUGUGGUCGAAAAAGGUUGUUCCAAACCAGUUUACCUACGCGUCUCUCAUCUAUGCCUGCAAGCGGUGCCAGGAAGACCAGAUGGCGGCGGAGCUCCAGGCGAUUGCAGACAAGGCCAAAGUGAAUCGACAGUUCACAACGAUUGCCUCCUUGGACCUCGAGCUUGCGGUACAUCCUCGUAGCGAAGCAGCAGCGGGGAACCUGGCAAACUGCAAGCUUAUGCUUUCGGUCUUGCUUGGAUCUCACUACCACACUGCCUCACAGCUUUGGGUGAGGGCGUACUUCCGGAAAGCCGCAAUCAUAGAGCAGGAGACCACCAGUGAACAAAACGAGGCCGAUGAGCAUGCCCAGUACUCCUCAGCAUUGUCCUUUUUUCAAACUGUGAAGGUCCUGAAGCCAUACUUCUGGCCCACAACUGGAAAACCUGUGGAGGUGUUCAUGAACCGCAUCCGUGCUUUGACAACGUGGAUUUGUGUGGUCCUCUCCAAGGUGUGCAACAUUAUCUCCCCCAUCUACCUCGCCCGGGCGACGAAUGCUCUUUCCUCCGCGCUGCGCGAAUCAUCUCCAGAGAUCAAUGCGGAGAUUUGGUGGCCUUUGGUCGAGUAUGCGGCCUUGGUGUUUCUUUCGCGAACCUUGAAGGAAGCACAGUCUUUGGUUUACAUCAAGGUCCAGCAAGCCGCGUAUAUUGAAAUUGCAGACAACACCUUUGCUCAUCUUCAUGGGUUGUCUUUGGACUGGCACUUGAGAAAGAAGAUGGGGAAUGUGGUUCGCUCGAUGGAUAGAGGUAUCCAGGCUGCCCAGCAGACAAUGCAGUAUGUUGUCCUUUACUUGAUUCCGACCCUUGUGGAAGCGUUGGCAGUGACUCUCAUUUUCGUGUUCCACUUUGAGAACGUGCAGCUGGCAGUCUUUGUUAUUCUAAACCUGACGGCCUACAUGUAUGCCACGAUCAAGAUCACCCUUUGGAGGAAGAAGUUCCGAACUGCAACGACAAAACAUGACAAUGACUUGCACGACCGCCUGACAGAUUCGCUGGUAAACUAUGAGACGGUCAAGUACUUCACAGCAGAGAACUACGAGCGUCGAGAGUACCGAUCCUUGGUGGAAAGCUUUCAGAAAACAUCCAUGGCUACUCAGGCGUCCUUGUCACUUCUAAACAUCCUGCAGCAGCUCAUCGUCAAUUUCACCCUUUGCGGUGGAAUGAUCUUGGCGACUCUUCGUGUCCUUGAGACAAGUGGAAACCUCGGAGAUUUCGUUGCCGUCAACACGUACAUCAUCAAUGUCUUCACACCUCUGAAUUUCCUUGGGACAAUUUACAAUAUGGUGGUGAAUGCUAUUGUCGACAUGAAAAGCUUUGGUCAGCUACUGGCAGAGACCUCUGAAGUGCAGGAUAUGCCUGGAGCACCUGACCUUGACCUAUCCGUGCGGAAUGUGGCGAUGGUGGCUUUUGAGAAAGUUUGCUUUCAUUAUAGCAAGCAACCUCUUGGAAGGGCCAUCAAGGAUGUCAGCUUCAAAAUUCCCAGAGGUGGCUCCUUGGCCUUGGUUGGGACUACCGGAGCUGGGAAGACAACAAUCACUCGAUUGCUUUUCCGCUUCUAUGACGUCGUGUCAGGACAAGUGAUGGUGAAUGGACAAGAUGUCAGGAAGAUCAAUCAACGAAGCCUCAGGGCCGCCAUCGGAAUGGUUCCGCAGGAUGUUGUUCUUUUCAACUCCACCAUCACCCACAAUCUGAAGUAUGGCAAUGUCGACAAGGCAACUGAUCAAGACAUCCAGCGAGCUGCAGUUGAUGCCCAGUUGGAUGCCUUCAUCGAUCAACAGGCGAAGGGAUACGAAACCAUUGUUGGCGAGCGGGGCCUCAAGUUGAGCGGAGGAGAAAAGCAAAGGUUGGCCAUAGCCAGGUGUUUGGUGAAGGACCCUCCGAUUGUUGUCUUGGAUGAGGCAACAUCGGCACUGGACUCCGAAACCGAGCAAAAGAUCCAGCAAGCCCUCAAUAUUCUCAGCGCCUCUCGAACUGUCAUUGCCAUUGCACAUCGGCUUAGCACCAUCAAGAAUUACGAUGAGAUUUGCGUGCUACAAAGUGGAGAGAUCGUGGAGCGGGGCAACCAUGAAGCCCUGUUGAGCUCUGGCUCCAGCUACAGUGGCAUGUGGAAAAGACAAGCAGCAGGCAUCAUGGAAGAUCCAGAGGAGACCGGUGCUGGCCUGGACAUGGGAAGCCAGGCAAAUGGUGACACGUGA
Durusdinium trenchii is the source of this 3885-nucleotide messenger RNA. The record is from the annotation of a GenBank genome assembly. Lineage: Eukaryota; Dinophyceae; Suessiales; Symbiodiniaceae.